Molecule: messenger RNA, 5489 nt
Organism: Aricia agestis (brown argus)
Lineage: Eukaryota; Metazoa; Arthropoda; Insecta; Lepidoptera; Lycaenidae
Exons: 26
Coding region: 61-5400 (1779 amino acids)
Source: RefSeq, a predicted model, not a curated record
CAGUUCUAAAUUUCGAGGCGAGUAACAUCGAAGGACCAAAAAUUUGGGAUUCCACGGAAGAUGCGAAGGAACGCGUUGGGAAGCGUUUGCUUCCUGGCGAUCCUUGUCUGUGUUGUGUGUAAAGAUGCCGGCCAGAAACCAGUUAUUGGUAACCGAGUAUUCCAAAGAUCUCAUAGCCUAAGAGUAAGAAGAGCUGACGAACAAGACUCACCACUGACCCCUGUAGAUGAUAUUAGCAGAUCUGGAAAUCCCAUUUACGAGUCUUGGGAAGACUAUGGGUUACCUGGUUAUGACCCCAUCUACUAUGGUCCAGCUUAUCCUCAAGCCCACAGCAACGCGUACGCUGACGCUUCAGCAAAAGCAGAAAACUAUGGUUAUCCAGGAUAUGGCUUAGACGAACCAAGAUAUUCCUAUGGACAAAAUUAUGGGCCAAGUCUAAGUGAGAGUGAUGCAUACGCAUAUUCAGAAAGCAACGCACAUGCAGGAGCACAGAGUAAUGCACUGGGACUGGAUCAGAGUGAAGCCUAUGCUGUAAGCAAUGCACAAUCGGUAGCACAGAGUGAUGCGUACGGCCUGGACCAGAGCGAUGUGUAUGCUGCAAGCAAUCCUCAAUCAGUAGCACACAGUAAUUUAAGAGGCCUGGGCCAAAAUGAUGCAUAUGCUGCUAGCAAUGUCCAGUUAGUAGCACAGAGCAAUGCGUAUGGGCUGGAUCAGAGCGAUGCAUAUGCUGCAAGCAGUGCACAAUCGGUAGCACAGAGUAAUUCGUAUGGGCUGGGUCAGAGUGAUGCAUAUGCCGGAAUCAAUGCGCAGUCAGUAGCACAGAGUAAUGCGUAUGGGCUGGGUCAGAGUGAUGCAUAUGCUGCAAGCAGUGCACAAUCGGAAGCAAAGAGUAAUGCUUUCGGGCUGGGCCAGAGUGAAGCCCAUGCUGUAAGCAAUACACAAUCGGUAGCACAGGGUAAUGCGUAUGGGCUGGACCAGAGCGAUGCAUAUGCUGCAAGUAAUGCUCAGUCAGUCGCACAAUUCGGUCAAAGUGAUGCAUAUGCUGCAAGUAAUGCCCAGUCAGUAGCACACAGUAAUCUAAGAGGACUGGGUCAAAGUAAUGUAUAUGCUACAAGUAACGCCCAAUCAGUAGCACAGAGUAACUCACAAGGGCUGGGUUAUAGCGAUGUGUAUGCUGAAAGUAAUGCCCAAUCAGUGGCACACAGUAACUCGCAAGGCCUGGGCUAUAGCGAUGCGUAUGCUGAAAGUAACGCACAAGCACUAGCACAUAGUAACUCACGAGGACUGAGUCACAGUGAUGCAUAUGCUGAAAGUAACGCACAAGCAGUAGCGCAGGGUAAUGCUCUAGCACAGAGUAAUGCAUAUGCAAUAGCAGAAAGUAAUGCUCAAGAUUACUACAAGGAACCGACCUUAGAAAUCCCUAUAUACUAUCAAUAUGGACAGGAUCAAAUAAAACCAGACGGACUAAGAGCUUUAGGGUCCGUAGUAGAAGAACCGUUAUAUGGGCACUAUGGCGAUGAAGAUAAAUCUGCGCACUCACACAGCUCAGCUCACGCUUUUGCAGGAGCCUACUCCAGAUUAAUUCCUCGAGAAGAACACAUCAGACCGCAUUCGAUGCCAGGAGGAAAAGAUGCUAUACAGUGCACAAAAGAAGGACAGAUAUUUCACCUGUGGAUUCCUGUCAUUGGCUGCACGGUCUGCAUAUGUGUGAAAGAGGGAUACUACACAGAACCUUACUGUGUGAAGUGCGAUUGUUCAGCUCCACAGCAUGGAGUAGCGCCAACAAUAGAAGCGCCAGUGGUUAUACAACCUGUGGUCCCUGCACCGCUACCGCAACCGGAAUCACAAGUUUCCUGUGACCCCCUACCAACGGACACUCCCUUCGAGAACCCCAUGAACCCGUGCCAGAUCUGCGUCUGCCAGAGAUCUAUCAAUAGCCUGGGACAGCCAGACAUUCAGAUCACUUGCGAGGAAAACCCAGAAUGCUUGGUACCUCCGCAACCGUCACCGCAACCACAGCCUCAACCGCAACCGCAACCGAUUCCCAUUCCCGAAACCGAAAUAGUUCCAGUGCAUCCCGAGUCUGCAGAAGGAAUAUGCCAGGAGUACCCCCUGGAUGUGCCUUUCCAAGACCCUGCUGAUGCAUGCAGCAUCUGCAUUUGCUCUAUCGAACAUUAUCAAUACAAGGUCAAAUGCCGGCCCGAUCCAGCAUGCGAUGUAAAACCAUUUAUCGUACCAGAAUUGAUACACCCUGUGGAGCCUUUGCCGGUACCAAUACCAGAACCUAUACUUAUCCCAGAAAAACCAGAACCUAUCCCAGAACCUAUACCAGAACCAAUCCCAGAACCAUACCCCGAAAUAGUUCCGUAUCCAGAACCCGUAUAUCCUGUACCAGAGCCUGAACCCAUACCUCACUAUCCAGAAAUCAUACGUGACAAUGUACCACUGGUAUACCCCGAACCAGCUCCACAAGUUAUCCAUCCGGUGGAGCCAAUUCCAGUAUUCCAACCGGAACCAUAUUAUCCAGAGCCAUUUCCGGUUCCACAACCAGAACCAGAACCAUAUCCGGUUCCACAACCAGAACCAGAACCAUAUCCGGUACCACAACCAGAACCAUAUCCGGAACUACAACCAGAUCCUUAUCCGAUACCGCAACCAGAACAGACCCCAGAAAUUGAGGUCCCAGAAGUGUUACCGGUACCCGUGCCUAAACUGAGACCAGAUGCACCUGAAAAUCUACCGGAACCAGUUCCCUGGCCACCGGCGAUACCGAGUCCUCUACCGGGCCCUCCACCACACGAGUCCUGUCACCCGUACCCGCCCAACACGCCAUUUCAGCACCCUUGGGAUGUCUGCCAGAUCUGUGUGUGUACAGAGAUCAUCACCGAUAACGUCAUCAACGUAGAAGUCAACUGCUACACCAGCAAAUUGUGUUGCAUCGAACCGCCAUUUUCAGGUCCUGUGGUACAACCUCUAGGUAUUUCUGGACCACAAACAUCAAUUUCUGCGCCAGCCCACAUAAAAUUCAUAGACAAAAUAUGCGAGCAGCGAAGCCUGGAGGUUGAGUUUGUGAACCCCAACGACGACUGCAAGACCUGCAAGUGUGAACUAUAUGGAAACCUGGUGGUGCCGGUCUGCAAACGUACCCAUAAACCUGAAUGUGCCGUCGCCCCCGCGCCCGUUUCGUCGGGCAGGGAGGUGGUCUACAUCGAGCCGAGAUGUCGGUACCGAGUUCCCAGCCAGUACUUCCGAGUGGAGGGUAGCAUCUGCGUCUGCGAACCAAUUUACAGAUACGUCAUUGCGAAAUGUGUUAAGCUUCCAUUGAAUUCGGGUUCGUCGAGUGGAGAAAAUAAAGUUCUACCACCACCCCACAGUCCUGCUCAGCCGAACGCUGUGAGCUCUUGGCAACGACCAAUAAAUCCUCCGUAUUCUUCAAACCUGCCAGUUUCUGCCUACCAGUUACCAUCACAGUAUGAAACUGGUUUUCACCCUUAUUACUGGCUACAAAAUUAUCCCGGAAUGGUCACUGAUCUCAAACCACAACAACAAAUCACCCCCAGCAACGAUUUAUACCAUCAAUUAAAUUAUGUUCAUCCAUCUGAUGCAUUUAAUCCGUCUUAUUUGGGACUAAAUGAUAAUGAACAGGUGCAGGCAAUAGCUCAAGCUGUAGCAGAAAGUAGCGAAGGUCCCAGUGGUCAUGUUAAACCGAAUGACCAUUAUAUAGCUGGAAGUAAUGCUUACGUCAAUGUUGGAAAACCUCAUUUGGCCUAUGGUAACUUGUACGGUUGGAAUCCAUACGGUCACCUUCAAUCUCAGGGUCUAAAUGAUGCUAAUAAGUUAAACAUCAAUGGAGUAUCAAAUGCAGAAGCAAACAUGCAAACGGAUUCUACCCUUAACCCAUAUUAUAAUCUACUGAAGAACAUCUACGGUACUAAUUAUUUAGGCCAAAAUAACAGGCAACAUUCGAUACCGUAUAGCUAUUAUAAUUACGGCAACAACCAAGAGCUAGGUAUGCAAAAUUCAUAUUAUCUUGGCUAUAACAAUGCACACGAUACUGCUGAAUCGGUUGGAGAAAUUAGCCAAUGGGAUGCUCAAGCAGUGGCCGAAGCUAGCGCACAAGCAAACGGUGCUCAGACUAAUACCCAAGCUAAUGCAUAUAGCAAUAUAAAUGUCCCAUCACAUGGAGAAUUCUUCGUAGAAGAAGAUGCAUUGGCUAAUGCUUUAGCGAAUGCACAAGCUAGACAAAAUUAUGGAUUAGUUUAUCCACAAAACGAUGUAUUUUUACCGGGAUAUGCUCAAACUAAUUCAGAGGCAAGUGCUUUAGCGAAUGCACAAGCUACACAAAAUCAUAGAUUAGUAUAUCCACAUCGUCAUCCACAAAACGAUGUAGUUUUACCGGGUUAUGCUCAAACUAAUUCAGAGGCAAAUGCACAAGCUAUACAAAAUCAUGGCUUAGCAUAUCCACAUCGUCAUCCACAAAACGAUGCAUUUUUACCGGAAUAUGCCCAAACUAAUGCAGAGGUUUUAGCAAAUGCACAAGCCACACAUGUUUAUGGGUUAGCAUAUCCUUACCGUCAUCCACAAAACAAUGCAUAUUCUCAAGCUAGUGCAGAGUCCCAUUCACAUUCUGAUGCACUGAGCAAUGCCCUGGCUAAAGCACAAGCUAAUGUUGCAACAGUUGAACAACUGACCGAUUCUUUAGCACAUGCUAGCUCCUCGGCCAAAGCACAAUCUCACUCUCAGGGUAAUGCACAGGCCAAUUCGUUAUCUAACACGCAAGCUAAUUCAUAUGGGGAUUCACAAGCCUCCGCUCAAGCCAACGCUUUAAGUAAUGCGAAUAACUAUCGACCGAAUAUUAUAAGAAACCAACGCCCAUCAAACUUAGGGUUGCGUCCACGUUUAUUUGGGAAUCGGGUGCGCUACUUUGAUAAAAGUGGAGCAAAUUCAGACGACAAUGAAUCUGCUGAAAAUGAAUCUAUUGAAAAUAGUAGAGAAGAACCCAAUCGAUUUGAUCUUCCUGACAUAUUGACACCGGUCAGUAUCACAGUUAAAUCAGGAGAUGAAAUUGAGGACGAAACUGUGACGACGCGACCGGAACGCCAUGAUGCUUCCGAAGUGUUUGACCAUCAUCUACCGAAUAAUCGUCACGAAAAACGUGAAAACACUGCUGCACCAGUGACACUACCAGCAUAUUCUACGCCAUUGCAAUACAGAAGAUCAACAAAUUCAGAAGCAUCUAGUCUGCCCACCACUGGGCUUCCUGUGUCUACACCUCCACCACUUCUAUCAGCCACUGUAUCAGAUAACUCAGAGGAAUCUACACUAACAACAUCCUCUCCAACAUUCGGAACCACAAGAUCAGUAAACUUGAAGGAAUCUAAUCCCGACGAACGAAGAUGAUAACCACGGUGACGAGAAAAUCGGCGAGAAAAACGGACUCUGAUAAUAUUUAUGUGUGAAAAGCAAAGACAAUACACGCUACAUAAAGA